AUGGAGCCCUCGAUCAACGUGCUAGGACAACCCUUGCAGCCCUGUUCCACCCAACCCCUCACCGGCUUUUACAGAGACGGUUACUGCAACACCUCGCCCGCCGACGCAGGUUCUCACGUCUUGGCCGCUCAAGUCACGGAUGAUUUCUUGAAAUUCUCGGCUAGCAGAGGAAAUGAUCUUCGACCUAUCUUGAAGGAUGGCUGUAGGUGGUGUCUGUGUGCUAGUAGGUGGUUCGAGAGCGUCAAGGCUUUCAGGGAUGGACAAGUCGGGAGAGAAAGUGUUCCAAAGUGAGUAAGUGCCACUUGUAUUCGCCCAAAGGCCUCUCAAAAGGCAUGCAAUCUGCCCAACACUCGCCACGCGCGCCUAAAACGUCCCGCUGAUUCCCCUAGUUGCAUGCUACUUGCAUAGUGUCAUCAUCCCAGCAACGCACCAAACGGCGCUCAAGACCGUCUCCAUCGAUGAUCUGCGCGAGUUCAGCCUGGACAAUACUUCUUCAGGUGUGACGGGGGUGAACGGAGGACAUAGCAGCGGAAGCAAGAGCGAGCUUUGA
This is a messenger RNA of Ceraceosorus bombacis, 550 nucleotides long. NCBI's taxonomy places the organism in Eukaryota, Fungi, Basidiomycota, Exobasidiomycetes, Ceraceosorales, Ceraceosoraceae. The record is from the annotation of a GenBank genome assembly.